AUGGAAUCAUCGCUGCCGACCCCUGGGACCGGCCAUCUGAGCUUCUCCCUUUUUUUCACGGCAAGUCCGAACGGUUCAUUGAUUUUCAACGAGCGACCCCUAGCGAGCCAAGCAACAGUGCACGAUAUGCUCCACCGAGAUCGCCCUGAGAUUGGCAUCGGUUGUUUUGUACUGCCCUGGGAGAGUGGAGCCGAGGGCAGUCUGAAUCCCGUAGUCAACGUCCGUAUGGGAGCAUACUCGUAUGUAAAGAUUCUUUUGAUUUCCCUGGCAUCUUUGCAUGAUGAGAAGUCUCGAGUGAUGGGUGUGUGUACCCCGGAGGUCUAG
Penicillium alfredii is the source of this 324-nucleotide messenger RNA. RefSeq lists its product as uncharacterized. The record is from RefSeq and is a predicted model, not a curated record. Lineage: Eukaryota; Fungi; Ascomycota; Eurotiomycetes; Eurotiales; Aspergillaceae. Bases 1 to 324 code for a protein of 107 amino acids. The transcript has a single exon.